AUGCCUCGUGGUCAGAAGAGUAAGCGACGCUCCCGUGAGAAACGCCAACAGGUCCGAGACGAGACUCAGAGUGCUGAGGCUGCUCAAGCUGUGGAGUCUUCCUCCUCUCCUGCUUGUGAGGGUGCUCCCCAGAGUUCCUCUCCUUCUUGUGAGGGUGCUCCCCAGAGCUCCUCUCCUGCUUGUGAGGAUGCUCCCCAGAGCUCCUCUCCUGCUGGAAAAUCCCAGGAGCCUCCAAAAGCUGGAGCUCGUUCUCGCCGCCCAAGAGCUAAGAAAGGUGCUAAGAGCCAAGCUGAGGAAAAUCCAAGUUCCUCACAGGCUUCAGCUUCCACUGAGAGCUCAGGCAGAGAUCUGCUCACCAAGAAGGCAGGUAUGCUGGUGCAAUUCCUGCUUCACAAGUACAAAGUGAAAGAGGCCUUCUCGAAGGUAGAGAUGCUGAAACUCUUCAGCAAGAGGUACAGGGAGGCCUUCCCUGAGAUCCUGAGUAGAGCCACUGAGCGCAUGGAGCUGGUCUUUGGUCUUGACCUGAAGGAAGUUGGCCCCAGAGGUCAGUCCUACACCCUUGUCAGCAAACUAAAUGUUCAAAACGAUGGCGCUCAGAGUGAUAGCGAACAGUUCCCCAGGCAUGGUCUCCUGAUGCCCAUCCUGGGCAUGAUCUUCAUGAAUGACAACCGAGCCACUGAGAAUGAGAUCUGGGAAUUCCUGAAUAUGCUGGGGCUCUACGAUGGAAAGAGUCACUACAUCUUCGGGGAGCCUAGGAAGCUCAUUACAGAAGAUUUUGUGAAGGAAGAGUACCUGCAGUACCAGCUGGUCCCCAACAGUGAUCCUCCAUGCUAUGAGUUCCUGUGGGGUCCCAGAGCCCACACUGAAACCAGCAAGCUGAAAGUCCUGAAGUUUUUGGCCAAAGUCAAUGGUACUGACCCCAGUUUAUUCUCAUCCAAGUAUGAAGAGGCGUUGAGAGAGGAGCAAGAGAAAGCCCAAACCGAAGAUGCCACCAACACUGAUCCUACUCCCGAGACCAGCACCCGUGCCAAGGCUAAGGCCAAGGCCAAGGCCAAGGCCAAGGUUGAAGAGUAA
Molecule: messenger RNA, 1074 nt
Organism: Chrysochloris asiatica (Cape golden mole)
Lineage: Eukaryota; Metazoa; Chordata; Mammalia; Afrosoricida; Chrysochloridae
Product: melanoma-associated antigen B4-like
Exons: 2
Coding region: 1-1074 (357 amino acids)
Biological process (GO): negative regulation of transcription by RNA polymerase II
Cellular component (GO): nucleus
Source: RefSeq, a predicted model, not a curated record